AUGGAACCGACGACGUGGAACCAAGACACCGCGCUAGAAUGGCAUCACACAUACACAGAAUGGACAUAUCUACAUGGCAGCCAAUUCCAGAGUGUUACGGAACUCGCUGAUCACCUUCGGCGGCUCAAUUCGCGCUUCGCCCAGCUACAGAGAGGUUCACGUAUGACUAAUGCUCAGAUGAACAGCCGUUUCCUGACACUGUGUGGCCAAAUGGGUCACGAGGAGAUGGUUCGGGAUUUGUCCCUCAAACAAAGCAAAUAUAUGUUCUCCGGAGAUGAGAGGUCUUGGACGUCUUUUGACGAAGUCGUGGCUCGAUUCAUCAGCUUUGAGUCGUGGCAGCGUGGAGAGCGCAACGGCGCCACCAGGCAGCAGAGCAAUGAGCAGCGGCCUCCACGAGGUGCUUCCCUUGAGCAGCAAAUGAAUAAUGUCACCCUCAACGGCCAAUCCCAACGACAGCAGCCAUCGCCUUCGUGGGAACAGUCAGCACCCGCGUAUACGAAUGACAACUCCUCGGACUACUAUCGGGACGAGAAGCCACCCAUUCCUGAAGUUCGAAAACAGCCCGAAGUGCAGAAGCGACCUUUGCAGCGAUCCGGCACACAGCGAGCCUUUGAUUUCAUGGCUAGGCAGUCUCAGAUGCCUCAGGUUCCUGUUCAGUCAGUGCAUGACCCAAUGCCAGAUCCUGAUGACCUCGCACCACCUCCUUCAUUGUUGUCGCCGAGGGAGAUCAAGGACAAGCGCAGCAGUCGGAAGUCUAUGAGAUACGACACCGAAGAAUUCAUGUCGUGA
This is a messenger RNA of Cyphellophora attinorum, 789 nucleotides long. RefSeq lists its product as uncharacterized. Lineage: Eukaryota; Fungi; Ascomycota; Eurotiomycetes; Chaetothyriales; Cyphellophoraceae. Bases 1 to 789 code for a protein of 262 amino acids. The record is from RefSeq and is a predicted model, not a curated record. The transcript has a single exon.